GCUGGCUUGGGCAGAGCUUGCAGUAAGGCCAUGAGACCGCCAGAUGAUGCUCCAUACCGCAUCCUGCCGGCAGUGCCGGGACCAGGUGGAAAGUGAAAGGCCUGAGGGUCCGAGUGCGGUCCUGGUAUCCCCAGCGCUAGUAACCUUUCCACCGCCGCCUUCUGCGAACGCCAUGAUCCAGCCCAUGCCCCGGCUCUCUGUGCCCGCGGCGCUGGCCCUGGGAUCAGCCGCUCUAGGCGCUGCCUUCGCCACCGGCCUUUUCCUGGGGAGAUGGUGCCCUCCAUGGCAAUCUCGGCGACAGAAGCGCCUGCUGCCCCCCGAGGACAGCCCCCUGUGGCAGUAUCUGCUGAGCCGUUCCUUGCGGGAGCAUCCGGCCUUACGGAGCCUGCGGCUGCUGACUCUGGAGCAGCCGCUGGGGGAUUCCAUGAUGACCUGUGAGCAGGCCCAGCUUCUGGCCAACCUGGCGCGACUCAUUAAGGCCAAGAAGGCACUGGACCUGGGUACUUUCACAGGCUACUCAGCCUUAGCAUUGGCCCUGGCACUGCCCCCGACUGGGCAUGUGGUGACCUGUGAGGUGAACCCGGGGCCCCCAGAGCUGGGGCGGCCCCUGUGGCGGCAGGCUGAAGAGGAGCACAAGAUCGACCUUCGGUUGAAGCCCGCCCUGGAUACCCUGGAUGAGCUCCUUGACGCAGGCGAGGCUGGCACCUUUGACAUGGCCGUGGUGGAUGCCGACAAGGAGAACUGCACCGCAUACUACGAGCGGUGCCUACAGCUGCUGCGGCCUGGAGGCGUCCUUGCUGUCCUCAGUGUCUUGUGGCGUGGAAAAGUGUUGCAACCCCAACCGGGAGAUCUGGAAACCGAGUGCGUGCGAAACCUGAAUGAGCGCAUCCUGCGGGACGCCAGAGUCCACAUCAGCCUCUUGCCCCUGGGCGACGGCCUCACUUUGGCCUUCAAAAUCUAAGAUUGGCCCUUAACGAUGGGAUCAAUGGAGGGAACCCGGAAACCCCAGCACUCUACCCAGAGUUUUAAAUGUCAAUAAAGUGGGUCCUGGACAAUCUUA
Messenger RNA from Phyllostomus discolor (pale spear-nosed bat), 1060 nucleotides. It is a transcript of the gene COMTD1, whose product is annotated as catechol-O-methyltransferase domain containing 1. The transcript has 7 exons. Lineage: Eukaryota; Metazoa; Chordata; Mammalia; Chiroptera; Phyllostomidae. The record is from RefSeq and is a predicted model, not a curated record. Gene Ontology annotation, molecular function: O-methyltransferase activity; S-adenosylmethionine-dependent methyltransferase activity. Bases 44 to 961 code for a protein of 305 amino acids.